UUCACUUAUACAGACAGCUACUCCGAGGACCUGCUGUCAUUUCUACCUUACGCCUUUCACGCCUACAUCCCAGAAGAUGCUAUGCGAUUUUGAAUUUCUUCAACCUUAGAUUUCGUGAUGCGCCAUUAAAACUGAUGUGUGUGUCGGGAACCUGAUGAUCACUCGUUUUCUAUACUGGUUCUUCUCCAAUCUCUCCUCUUCUGUAAAUCCCAGUGUCAUUGCUCUUUGUAACAAUUGCGAAUACUGGCAGAAAGUAGAAAAGCGGGCUUGAGAAGGCUAUCCGGACACUGGAAUCUGAGUCCUUACAAUGGUUUGAAGGACGAAUGAAGUAGUCCCCGCUGAUAAAGCAAACUUCCAACCGAUCUCUUAGCAGUAGACAUCCUGUGACGUGUGGGCAGAAUGAAUGCCAUUAAAUGUGUGUUGGUGGGCGAUGCUGCUGUUGGGAAAACCUCUCUUCUCGUUCGUUUCACAUCUGAGGCCUUCCCCGACACUUACAAACCCACAGUGUAUGAAAAUACAGGUAUCGAUGUGUACAUGGACGGCAUUCAGAUUAGUCUGGGACUUUGGGAUACAGCAGGUAAUGAUGCUUUCAAAAGUAUCCGUCCGCUUUCUCUUCAACACGCAGACAUUGUCUUACUGUGCUUCUCGGUGGCCAACCAUGCAUCUUUUCUGAAUGUCCGGAACAAGUGGAUUCCUGAAGUCAGGCAUCAUUUGCCUAAUAUUCCAGUGCUGGUGGUAGCCACUCAGACCGACCAGAGGGAACUGGAUCAAAUGCGCGUCCCUUGCAUCCAUUCAGCGGAUGGGAAACAGUUAGCCCGAGAUGUGAGAGCCAAGGGAUACGUAGAGUGUUCGGCCCUAACCAACAGGGGAGUGCAGCAGGUGUUUGAGUGUGCCGUCAGGACAGCUAUCAACCAAGCAAAGAAACGAGCCCGGAGGAAACGCUUUUCUGUAAACGAAUGCAAAAUUAUUUGAAUGAAUCUCAGGAUACAUUUCCUACGUGAUGACACCGAGGAUUACAUUUAUGUACAUUCUCAAGUGUACAUUUUUGGAGAAUUCUUUCCUGUAACACAAUAAUUUGGCACCCACUGGUAUAUUGCCUACAACCCUGAAGACGUCUUUUUGUUAAUUUCACUUUGAUUUGCACUAGUGGAAAACUACUUAAGGUCUUUUUUGGACCGACACAUGAAAAAAAAUCAUAAAAAAAUAUUUAUUCGUGUACAAAUGAACAAUUGUUCCACUAUGCUUUGUUUAGUGAGACCUAACACGCUGAUUUGAGGUUUGUAUUUUUAGUAGGGUUUAUAUAAAUAUCCCGUAUUGGACUGGACACAUUAUGCCAUCAAAAGCAAUAUAUAUAUAAGAGUCCAGCUCUGUGUGAUGCUAGAUCUUAUUUAGGUAGCAGCAUGUUUUUAUUUUUUUUAUAAUUAUUAGUCAUAUAAAAAUAUUUAACUUAAAAAUGUAAAAUAAGUUAUUUCAUGUAAGCUCCUUGCGGCUAAUGAAAAGAAAAAAAGAACUGAAAAAUAUUAUUAAAAAAUGUCAUGCUCCAUGUCAUUGUCUGAACACAGUGCACUAAAUGUCUUCAUUCUGUUUAUUUGUCACUGUUUUCAUAGUUGUUGUUUUUUUUAUUAAUGUCGUCAUGCCAAGACCUUGGCCCUGUAUUUUUUUAAAUGUAGGAUAUUUUUGGAUUAAUUUUACUUGUUUUCAAACAAAAUAAAAAUAGCUGUC
This is a messenger RNA of Spea bombifrons (plains spadefoot toad), 1722 nucleotides long. It is a transcript of the gene RHOH, whose product is annotated as ras homolog family member H. The transcript is spliced from 3 exons. Gene Ontology annotation, biological process: small GTPase-mediated signal transduction. Gene Ontology annotation, molecular function: GTP binding; GTPase activity. Lineage: Eukaryota; Metazoa; Chordata; Amphibia; Anura; Pelobatidae. The record is from RefSeq and is a predicted model, not a curated record. Bases 400 to 972 code for a protein of 190 amino acids.